AUGUGGAUCCAGGUUCGUACUAUAGACGGGAAGGAGACUCGCAGCGUUGAGGAUCUUUCUAGAUUGACCAAAAUUGAGUCUUUACGGUUGAAAAUACAGGACAUCUUCAAUGUAAGCCCCCAACAACAGCGCUUAUUCUACCGAGGAAAGCAGAUGGAAGAUGGCCAGACACUGUUCGACUACAACGUAGGACUUAAUGACAUCGUCCAGCUGCUGAUUCGUUCACAGUCUGAUGCUCCAGACAGCCCUGCCAACAAAGACUCCUCUGGUGUUUCCUGUACUUCAGCCCCUUCUCCUGACUUUAAAUCAGAAAGCCACAACUCCUCAGCUCUUGCCUCCCCUGCUGCUAUGGAAACCUCCACCAAAAUAGACAAUGACAGCAGCAGCAGCGUAAAUACCAGCACUCUUAAUGAAACCAAGGCGGAUACCAGCGCUACCAGUAAUUCAGCCAGUACCAAAAAUGGGUUCAAGUCCCCCAGUCCAACACGGGACAGCCAGCCACACACAUCCAGCAAAAACACACUAGUUGACCCAGGAAUUGGUGUGUACAAGAUUAACGAGUUGGUGGACUGCAGAGACGUUAGCAUCGGAGCCUGGUUUGAGGCCUGCAUCGAAAAUGUGACACGAGCGCCCAAAGGACAGAUUACACCCACUAAGGGCAAGGUGGGACGGCCCCCAAAAAGGACUAAUGGAAAGCUGGAGGCCGAAUUGGGACAGGCCCAUAGCCAGGGCCAAACCACAGACAGUAACAGGAAUAAUGUUGUUAUUAGCACUGAGAGUAAUGGAGCCUCCACCUCUCAGACAGACUCUACAGCAGCUACAGAGACCACGGAGAAACAAGAGGAUGUCAUUUACCACAUUAAAUAUGACGAUUAUCCAGAGAAUGGUGUGGUGGAAAUGCAACCGUGUCAUGUGCGGCCGCGUGCCAGAACCCUGCUGAGGUGGGACCAGCUCCAGGUGGGCAUGCAUGUGCUGGUUAACUACAAUAUAGAGACGCCAGACGAGCGGGGUUUCUGGUUCGACGCCGAGAUUCAGAUUUUAAACCAAGCCUCCCGUACAAACAAGGAGCUCCGAGUCAAGAUCCUUCUUGGGGGCCCUGGGGAUAUAAUUGGAGAUUGUAAAGUUCAGUUUUUGGAUGAAAUAUACCAGGUGGAGAAGCCAGGAGCUCGUGCACUGUCAGCUGCAGAGGGACAAUUUAAACGUAAGAGUGGGCCAGAGUGUAAGCACUGCAAGGCCGACCCUGAGGCGGAGUGCCGUUUCUGCUCCUGCUGUGUGUGCGGGGGGAAGCAGGACGCUCACAUGCAGCUGCUGUGUGACGAGUGCAACAUGGCGUUCCACAUCUACUGCCUCAACCCGCCACUGUCCACCAUUCCAGACGACGAAGACUGGUACUGUCCAACCUGUAAGAACGACACCAGCGAGGUGGUAAAGGCUGGAGAGAAGCUCAAAGCCAGCAAGAAGAAAGCAAAGAUGCCCUCAGCAACAACUGAGAGUCAGCGGGACUGGGGAAAGGGUAUGGCCUGUGUGGGGCGUACCAAGGAGUGCACAAUUGUUCCUUCAAACCACUAUGGACCCAUACCUGGUGUCCCUGUUGGAACCACCUGGAAAUUCAGAGUUCAGGUGAGUGAGGCAGGUGUUCAUCGGCCGCAUGUUGGGGGUAUUCAUGGACGCAGUAAUGAUGGCUCCUAUUCGCUGGUGUUGGCUGGGGGCUUUGAGGAUGAAGUGGAUCGGGGAGAUGAGUUCACGUACACAGGCAGCGGUGGUCGGGACCUCUCAGGAAACAAACGGAUUGGAGAGCACUGUUUUGACCAGACCCUGACACAUAUGAACAGGGCAUUGGCUUUAAACUGUGAUGCACCUCUGAACGACAAAGACGGCGCCGAGUCAAGGAACUGGCGGGCAGGAAAGCCGGUGAGAGUGGUGCGCAGCUCCAAAGGUCGACGGAUCAGCAAAUAUGCUCCCGAAGAGGGAAACCGCUACGAUGGUAUUUACAAGGUGGUAAAGUACUGGCCAGAGAUUGGAAAAUGUGGUUACCUUGUGUGGCGGUAUCUGCUGAGACGAGAUGAUUUAGAACCAGCGCCGUGGACACCUGAAGGACUGGAGAGGAUCAACAAACUAAGCCUUGCUAUUCAGUAUCCACCGGGUUACUUAGCCGCCAUGGCUACCAAAACAAAAAAGGAGGCCUGUGCCAGACCGGGUCGUGGAGGCCGGAGUAAGCACUUCUCUGGGAGAGGAAGGCAGAGGAGACAACGCAAGAUCAAAGUGAAGGAAGAGAAUGACGCGGACGAGGAGGAUGAGCAGCUGAUGGCUCCUAUGGAUGAUGACGAGCCCCAGAGUAAUGGAGAGGAGAAGACGAGCAGAGAUAGUGAUCUGUCACCAGCAGCAGAGCCGCCCUCUAAGCGGGUGAAGAUAGAAGAGGCGUUCCAGCUGUCAGAGCAGCAGAAGCAGCUGAUCCAGGAGGACACCGCCAACAAGAAACUCUGGGAUGAAGCCAUGGGAAACCUGAAAGAGGGCCCGAACUUCCUGCGCAAGAUGGAGCAGAUCUUCAUGUGUGUGUGCUGUCAGGAGCUUGCCUUCCAACCCAUCACCACCGCCUGCUCACACAAUGUUUGCAAGAGUUGUCUCCAGCGGUCGUUCCGAGCGCAGGUGUACACCUGCCCAGCCUGCCGUCACGACUUGGGAAAAGACUACGCCAUGACCCAAAACGUGACGCUUCAGAUGCUGCUCGACCAGUUCUUUCCCGGCUACACUAAGGGCCGAUGAGGACAAAACACACGUUUAUAAGUAGAACACGUACAGACUCACACAUAAGCAGUCAUUCUGUGCACCCACGUAUACCGGCAAGUACCUAAAGCUCCACUUUAAAACGCAUCACGCACACAUACUGUACUUACCCACGGGAAAUGUAUAUUGCAUAUACAGCCAUUUAUAUGUAUACAAUCAUUCAUACACAAACCACCUCAGUAGGGACUGACCUCAUCUUGUUGAACUUGGACUGUCUCCAUUAACAUCACCAGCCUGAAAUUACAAAGGACAUUUUUUAUUCUCCUGACCCACAAACGCACAAAAGGAGCCCACGUUUACCCACUCCCCCUUUCUUCUAUAACUCAGUGGUUAUGAAUCGACAUUCAAAUCGUUAGACUCCUGCCAACCUUUACACAUUUUGUGUACCAUGUAGAGUUUUUAAUUCAGCCGGCAACUAACAGAGCUAGUCUGAUGAGGUCAUUAGGCACAGCAGGACUAGCAGUUUCACCAGGUUACUGAAGACACACAGGGCAGAGAACACCGCAUGUUCAACAUUCAGUAUGAAGAAGUAGGGCAGGUGACUAGGAGCUGCCCGUGCAGGUGGUCUUUUAUGGCAGACGAAAUCUGGAAAGCUGAUAAUUAACCUAUUCAUAUGUGUAAAUUAAGCAGUUAAUGCUUCAUCCUUUGAGCACUUUAUAGAUGACAAGCAGAGUAUUUUGUAAGAGCACAUGCUAACAUCCUGCUAGCUGCGUAUAACACGUUUUAAUGCCCUGAGUGAUUCAGCACAGCAGAUGUCAAGAGGAAUUGGAAGGUGUGUCCUGUUUGCAUGGUUUCAGGACAUUUCUAGGUCCAAUCAAAAAGCAACAUUACAUGAUUAGUAAACAUGAUGAUAAUACACAAGCUCCCCCUAAUAUUUAGGAAGUAUUUACCUCAUAAGUAAACACACUAAAGUAAAGAUGCCGUAGAGUAAAUCCGAGAGUUUUAUUGUCUCUAACUUAAUCUGCUUAAAGAAGGAUUCUAGGAGGUAUCAUGUCUAAAAGUAAAAAUAAACAUCUGCUUGUUUGGUAACAAACAGGACUUUACCCAAUUAUCAAUCUUAUUUGCCAGGGCAGCUAAAAAUAAAGAAAAACAAAAUACAAAUCAUAAAAUCUUCUGCAUCUUCAAUUAGAGGGCAUAGACUAUCAUGUACUUCAGAUCCUGUUCAUUUGUCAUCCAGAGGAAUACCUUAUUAGUGUGAUGGAAAUCAAAGAUUUCAGUGCAGCGCCCUGAAAAGGUUGAAGUGUGAGGUGUGUUAUUUUCAUAAGGGUGGCACACAGUGGUUGUCCCUGGUGUUUCCAAGCAACCACAACCAAGCAGGACUUCACACAAAGAUGCGUAGCGUUUAUAGUGCUCAGCAGACAUUCAUCUGCUUUCUGUUCUUUCAGCUGAAUUUAGUGUAGUUGAAAGUGAAGAGCAGCAUGAUCUGCUUCUGUUUCAUUUUAGAGAAAUAUUCAGGGGAGGGAUUGCAUUGACAGGAUGAUGUGAGUCAGAAAAUGGAGACACAUCUGUCUCAGUUAGUCACGGUCCAGGCUGAGUUCUGUCUCUUGUAAAGGAGCUUUCUGAUUAUUCUGAUUGUUGUGGAUUCACACCGUCAGAGGAUGAGAGAAUCAGAAAGACGUGCAGCACUCCUGUCUGUAUACAGAUUACAAACCAGAUAGAAAACCCACUGUAUGACCAGUCUGAUGAUGUCAUGAUUUGUUUCAGAUCCAUAGGACAACACAAACAGGUUUGUAGAGUUUUAGAGUGCCUUGUUAAACUGACUGUGAAAAACACUUACAAAAGUUGGCAUUAAAUGCCUGCCGUUUUAACCAAAGUUGUUCACUCGUUCCUUUUAAAUCAGGAAUAGAUUUUAAAACCUGAUUUAGACAGUUUUGUUAUAACAAAGUUCUUUUGUUAAACUUCUGUUUCUAUAAUGUUUAACAUUAACAAACGUCAACACAUUGGGGGGGGGGGGGGGGGAGAUUGGUGCAUGCAGGCAUAACACAUUUCAGUACUUGUAUUGAUAGAGUAUGAAAUGUUUAAAUACACUAUCAUACAGCAUUACAUUAGAUGAGUUGGCUAUAUUUAGGAAAAUGUAUAUAUAUUAGUUUGCACCCCAUAGUCAGCACUUACAUAAAACACAGAUGCAAAGUUAAGAUGAUCAUAAAAACCUUUAUAUGAAGAAAACUUUUCAGAAUCCAAGUUUUAAAAUUCUCCACAUGGAUAUAACAAUAAGACAGGCAAAUGAGAGGCGAGAAAUAAAAGACCAUUUACUGAAUAUACUACAUAGUUUAGUAUAUUUUAAAUGGAACUAAAAACUGAGCAUGGGCAGCUGUAACCAAAAAAACAACUUUGAUUUUCUAGGACAAGACCUUGUCUAUUUUGUAUGCUAGUUGUGUUUGCUAGUAUCAAACCUCUUUUUGAUCCCUAUAAUAAGAGUACUUCAACAACAAUGAAAACCAGUGACAAUCAUAGUCUAAAAGAACAUGACAGUACGUCAUGUUUUAUUUCUUUUUUCCUUAUUUGUGUUUGUUCAUAAAACCUUUGUUGUACAUCAGAAGAGUUUGAUUAUUCUAAACCUUUUUUUCUUAUUUCUAGCUGCUGCCCAGUGGUACAGUUUUUGGAAGACCAGGCCGAUAGAUGUAUGGCAUUGUUGUUAUUUAUAAGUGAGAUCUGAUGCAUAUUCACAUAUAUUAUACAGCCAUAGCCAUUCAUUUUCCGAGAGUGUUUUUAUUUUUUCUAUCUUGCGUAGCAUCUUUUCUAGGACUGCUAUGGUACUACAAAAUGUGCAGGGUUGGCAGGUCUAACAAUUACUCAAGCAAACCUGAUCUGUUCACCUGGGUCCAGUCGUUCAAAAUAUUUAAUCUCAAUAAGUAAUGUUCGGGUUUGAAAAUGCUACAACAAACUUUGUCCAUAGGGGGCGCCAAAAUUUAUAUAAACUGAAAGUUCCGCAGAGCUCCUUUUAAUUUCAAGUUUGAUCUUAACAGGUAUUUGGUGAAGUAAACUGAUUCUGCUGACAGAAUCUUUUAUUUGUCACAACAUAAACUGGAAGUUUUAUACAAACAAAAACUUGGAUUGGAUUGUCUGAUCUGAAUCACAUUCCAUGAUCUGUUUUUUUUUUUUAAAUGAUAGUUUUGGGCAUUUUUGCUUUUAUUGAUAGGACAGCUGAAGAGAGACAGGAAAUGUGGGGGGUAGAGAGUAGGGGAAGACAUGCAACAAAUGGUCGAGGCCGGGAGUCAAACCCGGGACCACUACUACGAUGACUAUGGCAUCUAUAUAUGGGGCGCAUGCUUGAAACUCUAGGCCAACAGCGCCCCCAUAAUCCUUUUUAAUAACCGGUUUUCAAGUUUGGAUCCAAUCAGAUUGCUUUAAUCCGAUCAGAUUACUUUUGAACAACUGGGCCCUGGAUUUCUGAAGUUUGGAUGGUUUAUGUCUGACUCUUGAGGUGGUUUAAGGGAAAUGUAGCCCCUUCUUUCAUUUAUUAGCAUUAUUGAAUUCAUCUGUGACAGCCUUCAAGGUGUAGCCAUGUGUAGAACAUAGCUGAGCGGAGGUAACACGCUGCAGUACACAUCAGUUUCUUACUGCUCUGUUGACAUUCAGUGUUACCGCCUCCUCCUCCUCUCUCAUUGGCCGGCUGUUUGUUUGUGGUGAUGUCCUUGUUUCUGUUCAAUCAUUCAGGUUUUUUUUCACUCAACAACAUGCAAGUACAAAUUCUACUAUGGUCUUUAACGCUAACUGUGAUGUGCAUUUCUUCCACUGUUGCUCAGCCUUGUUCCAAGGUUAUUUUCUUCCUGCAUUGACUGGCAAAGCUAAUAGCUCUGGUUUCUUUCUCUACUGUGACCCUCUCUCUCUCUCUCUCUCUCUCUCUCUCUCUCUCUCUCUCUCUCUCUCUCUCUCUCUCUCUCUCUCUCUCUCUCUCUCUCUCUCCCUCUCUCUCCCUCUCUCUCUCUCUCUCUCUCUUCGCUGUCCCCCGCCCUUCCGUGAACCUACAGUACUAACACUUUUUAGACGUCUUGUGGACGCUUGGCUUCAGUGCUGUGUUGUUGUUUGUUUUUUUUUUGUUGUUUUUCUUUUUUGUUUUUUUUAACUUUUAUUGCACUCUAUUGAAGAAAAAAGUUUGAAAAGUUGCAUUUAAUUUUUCUAGAAUGCUUACUACUAUCUAUGUCUGUACGCCAUUUUUUUUUACCAUUUUAGUUACUUCUAUUUUAAUCAUUAGUCAUUUGUAUGUGGCGACCUCAAACAUUUGCAGCAUAUGGCAGUCUGAGGAGUUUCAUUGCUUCAUGUUGUGAUCUGAAAUUUUAUACAUGUCAUAAUAAUACUUGAUAUGUACCUAUUAAAUAUUUGGAUUCCAGAAAAUACA
Molecule: messenger RNA, 7123 nt
Organism: Notolabrus celidotus (New Zealand spotty)
Lineage: Eukaryota; Metazoa; Chordata; Actinopteri; Labriformes; Labridae
Gene: uhrf1
Product: ubiquitin-like with PHD and ring finger domains 1
Biological process (GO): protein ubiquitination; negative regulation of gene expression via chromosomal CpG island methylation
Molecular function (GO): protein binding; ubiquitin protein ligase activity
Source: RefSeq, a predicted model, not a curated record